AUGGACAACUUUCAAAACUACCAUCACUCUUCACCCGAAAGAGACACCUUUGCACCCGAUCUUCCCUUUAUUUUGCCUUCUCGCUCCGUUUCCAUUUAUUCCUUCUCAGCUGCGUUGGCUUCAGCGUCAUCUCCGUCUUCAAUGUUUUCACCCGCAACAGUUCAAGCGCAGCACUUAGUUCUGCCGCCAAUAAAUGGUUUAUUGACGCCAAUUAGCCCAUCCCAGCCGCUUCACUCAUUGCCUAUUCCGCGCAUGCCCACUCACAACAACGACGGCAACGAUAACAGCAAUGAUAGUAGCGAUAAUGAAAUUCCUCAGUUUACAACCAAUAGCCGUAUUCUCGGCGAGUCUGAAGCAUUUGUCUAUUACUACAGCUGCAAAACCGAUAUUUUUGUCAAGCGGCCUGUUGACCAAAUAUAUGGGCCCAACGGCAAGCUGUACAUUGAGCACAUUCCUGGCCACAGCAUCAUCACUCUUCCAAAAACCGUACCCAUUCAAAAACCCACCAAAAGAAUUGCUCAAAAAAAGUCCGCCAAAAAUAACUCUAAUACCAGUCUCAAUGGCAAGCCAGCAAAGCCCAACAAUGUUUUUAUUAGAUACAGGUGCGCCAAUUCUAGCAGAAUCAAAAAGUUAUUUCCCAAUGCCACCCAGACCGAUCUCUCGCGUAUUGCUGCCGAGUAUUGGCGCAACGAGACAGUUGAGGGGAAAAAAAGGUUUUGCAGCGAGUACAACGCUGAGUAUUCAGAGUACAUCAAAAAGUUCAAGCAGUGGGAGAUUCAGACAAAGCAGUUAAAAAUAAUGUGCUACAAAGAAUCUCAGCCUCAAAUGAUGAGCAUGGCAUCGGUAGUCGUGCCAACUCCUGCGCAUUACGAGUCUGCCGAUUUUUCUGGAGCUGGCCCAAUUAACCACUUGGAGUUUGGUGAUUUACCUGGUUUCAAUCAAAAACGCCGGCGCAGCUACUCUAUGCCUGCGCACAGGUUUAUAGCUAAACACAUUCCUAAACAGAGCGACAAGAAUCCAGCCCGCAAGCGCCAGAGAGUCUAUCCCAUGGCUGAGCCGCAUUUUAAUUAG
Kickxella alabastrina is the source of this 1071-nucleotide messenger RNA. RefSeq lists its product as uncharacterized. Bases 1 to 1071 code for a protein of 356 amino acids. The record is from RefSeq and is a predicted model, not a curated record. NCBI's taxonomy places the organism in Eukaryota, Fungi, Kickxellomycota, Kickxellomycetes, Kickxellales, Kickxellaceae. The transcript has a single exon.